Messenger RNA from Caenorhabditis briggsae, 1902 nucleotides. RefSeq names its product Protein CBR-TRE-4 (gene Cbr-tre-4). The transcript is spliced from 11 exons. Gene Ontology annotation, biological process: trehalose catabolic process. The record is from RefSeq and is a predicted model, not a curated record. The coding region runs from base 1 to 1902 and encodes 633 amino acids. Gene Ontology annotation, molecular function: alpha,alpha-trehalase activity. Lineage: Eukaryota; Metazoa; Nematoda; Chromadorea; Rhabditida; Rhabditidae.
AUGCGAUGGUUGGGUACGAUAUUAUGUUUAUAUCUUGGUUCUUCGUGGGUUCAAUCAAAUUUAGAAUUUGGAUUGACAAAUGCUUUUUUGCCUCAAACCACAUUUUUAUUGGGUCCGAUGGAGGUCCCGUGCAAUGAAAGUCUUUGUACUGGACCAUUAUCGGAAAUAUAUUGUCACGGAGAAAUUCUUCAAAAUUCGUGGCAGUUUGGACUGCAAAAAACUUGUCCAGGAGACAAACUGAGGGUUCCAGCUAAAGAAGUUUUGGCGAAUUUCAAAAAGUUGCCAUACCCCAUGAGCGUCGACAAGUUUCGGAGCUUUUGUGAAGAAAGUUUCGAGCAAGUGAACUAUUUGGAAGUUGUGAAUCUCACAGAUUGGAAGAUAGAUCCGGUAUUUUUGAGAGAGAUAACAGAUGAAAAACAGAGAAAUCUCGCAAGUGAAUUGAACGAACGAUGGAAACGGCUCGCCCGCCAAUUCACUUCUGACGUGCUCACCCAUCCAGACAUGUAUCCCCUUCUACCAGUCCAAAAUCCGUUCAUCGUCCCCGGCGGUCGAUUUGAUGUCUACUUUUAUUGGGAUACUUACUGGAUUAUCAAAGGAUUAUUAGUAUCAAAAAUGUAUGAAACGACAAAAGGGAUCAUUGACAAUUUCUCGAAUCUGGUCACAACACUCGGGUACAUUCCCAAUUCCGGCAAUAUUCAAUUAACACGACGAUCUCAACCUCCACUAUUCCCGCACAUGGUAUGGGAAUACACCAAAGCAACGGGAAGUUAUGACGAAAAAUGGUUGAACAGCAUGAUAAUGGAAAUGGAAUUUUGGGAGAAAAACAGGACUAUUGAAGUGGAUGGUCACACUUUGUUUGCUUAUAAGACUCUCUCAAACUGUCCGAGACCGGAGAAUUUCCGUGGUGACUACUCGAUUGGUAUGAAUACAACGAUGCCGUCUGAUGUAUGGAGAGGAAUUUCUUCUGCCUGUGAAAGUGGAUGGGAUUUCAGCUCUCGAUGGAUGCAGGGAGAUACAACUGCCGCCUUGUCGAAUAUACACACUGAUCAAAUAGUUCCUGUUGACUUGAAUGUCCUUAUGGCAAACAAUUAUAGAUACAUGGCUUUGUAUGCGGAACAUUUUUUGAAAAUUGAUGAAGCGACUUCCUAUAGACGAAAAUUGGAAAAAAUUAGUGCAGCCAUUCAACAUGUUCUUUGGGAUGACAAACUAGGAGCGUGGCUGGAUUUUGAUGUUUCUCUGAAGAAGAAAAAUUCCAAUUUCUACCCAUCCAAUGUCUAUCCACUAAUGAUUCCGGGUUUUGAAAAAUACGCAGAUAAGGUGGAAAACUACAUGAAAAAAUCUGGAGCAUUGAAGUUUGCUGGUGGGAUUCCGUCUUCUCUACCUUCGGAGUCGUUGAAUCAACAAUGGGAUUUUCCAAAUGUCUGGGCACCAAAUCAACACUUUGUCAUUCAAAGUUUUCUAGCGACAAGUAAUAGUUUCCUUCAACAGGAAGCAGCAAAACAAUCUCAAGCUUUCAUAGAGACUGUUUACAAUGGUAUGUACAACCCUACUGGAGGGCUGACCGGGGGUGUCUGGGAGAAGUAUGAUGCACGAAGCACUGGUGGAGCUCCAGGUACCGGCGGAGAGUACAUUGUCCAAGAAGGAUUCGGAUGGACUAAUGGCGCAGUUCUUGAUUUGAUUUGGACAUUUAGAAGUAAUCACAACAGAUUGGAGAAGUCGAGUGAGCUAGAGCUGGAAACAUCUCAACAAUUUGCUCUGGUUUAUACUGCCGCUGGAUUUUGUGCAAUGGUUGCAGUUGUCGUGGUUUUCAAAGGUCUCAUCAAAUACAAAACUCGUCAAGCUUCGGAAGACGCAGAGGCAGGGGCAUUACUACUUGGAGAGAAUGAUGAAAAUGACGAUUAA